Pan troglodytes (chimpanzee) is the source of this 2079-nucleotide messenger RNA. RefSeq names its product bromodomain-containing protein 7-like. The record is from RefSeq and is a predicted model, not a curated record. Gene Ontology annotation, biological process: regulation of transcription by RNA polymerase II. Gene Ontology annotation, cellular component: nucleus. NCBI's taxonomy places the organism in Eukaryota, Metazoa, Chordata, Mammalia, Primates, Hominidae.
CGGGCACCGGGGCCCGGUCGGACAUGGGCAAGAAGCACAAGAAGCACAAGUCGGACAAACACUUCCACGAGGACUAUGUAGAGAAGCCCUUGAAGCUGGUCCUCAAAGUAGGAGGGAACGAAGUCACCGAACUCUCCACGGGCAGCUCGGGGCACGACUCCAGCCUCUUCGAAGACAAAAACGAUCAUGACAAACACAAGGACAGAAAGCGGAAAAAGAGAAAGAAAGGAGAGAAGCAGAUUCCAGGGGAAGAAAAGGGGAGAAAACGGAGAAGAGUUAAGGAGGAUAAAAAGAAGCGAGAUCGAGACCGGGUGGAGAAUGAGGCAGAAAAAGACCUCCAGUGUCACGCCCCUGUGAGAUUAGACUUGCCCCCUGAGAAGCCUCUCACAAGCUCUUUAGCCAAACAAGAAGUAGAACAGACACCCCUUCAAGAAGCUUUGAAUCAACUGAUGAGACAAUUGUAGAGAAAAGAUCCAAGUGCUUUCUUUUCAUUUCCUGCGGCUGAUUUUAUUGCUCCUGGCUACUCCAUGAUCAUUAAACACCCAAUGGAUUUUAGUACCAUGAAAGAAAAGAUCAAGAACAAUGACUAUCAGUCCAUAGAAGAACUAAAGGAUAACUUCAAACUAAUGUGUACUAAUGCCAUGAUUUACAAUAAACCAGAGACCAUUUAUUAUAAAGCUGCAAAGAAGCUGUUGCACUCAGGGAUGAAAAUUCUUAACCAGGAAAGAAUUCAGAGCCUGAAGCAGAGCAUAGACUUCAUGGCUGACUUGCAGAAAACUCGAAAGCAGAAAGAUGGAACAGACACCUCACAGAGUGGGGAGGACGGAGGCUGCUGGCAGAGAGAGAGAGAGGACUCUGGAGAUGCCGAAGCACAUGCCUUCAAGAGUCCCAGCAAAGAAAAUAAAAAGAAAGACAAAGAUAUGCUUGAAGAUAAGUUUAAAAGCAAUAAUUUAGAGAGAAAGCAGGAGCAGCUUGACCGCAUUGUGAAGGAAUCUGGAGGAAAACUGACCAGGCGGCUUGUGAACAGUCAGUGCGAAUUUGAAAGAAGAAAACCAGGUGGAACAACGACAUUGGGACUUCUCCAUCCUGAGGAUCCCAUUGUAGGAGAGCCAGGCUACUGCCCUGUGAGACUGGGAAUGACAACUGGAAGACUUCAGUCUGGAGUGAAUACUUUGCAGGGGUUCAAAGAGGAUAAAAGGAACAAAGUCACUCCAGUGUUAUAUUUGAAUUAUGGGCCCUACGGUUCUUAUGCAACGCAUUAUGACUCCACAUUUGCGAAUAUCAGCAAGGAUGAUUCUGAUUUAAUCUAUUCAACCUAUGCGGAAGACUCUGAUCUUCCAAGCGAUUUCAGCAGCCAUGAGUUUUUGGCCACGUGCCAAGAUUAUCCGUAUGUCAUGGCAGAUAGUUUACUGGAUGUUUUAACAAAAGGAGGGCAUUCCAGGACCCUACAAGAGAUGGAGAUGUCAUUGCCUGAAGAUGAAGGCCAUACUAAGACACUUGACACAGCAAAAGAAAUGGAGAUUACAGAAGUAGAGCCGCCAGGGCUGGAGUCCAAUACUCAAGACAGGUUCAUAGCGCUGAAAGCAGUAACAAAUUUUGGCGUUCCAGUUGAAGUUUUUGACUCUGAAGAAGCUGAAAUAUUCCAGAAGAAACUUGAUGAGACCACCAGAUCGCUCAGGGAACUCCAGGAAGCCCAGAAUGAACGUUUGAGCACCAGACCCCCUCCCAACAUGAUCUGUCUCUUGGGUCCCUCAUACAGAGAAAUGCAUCUUGCUGAACAAGUGACCAAUAAUCUUAAAGAACUUGCACAGCAAGUAACUCCAGGUGAUAUCGUAAGCACGUAUGGAGUUCGAAAAGCAAUGGGGAUUUCCAUUCCUUCCCCCGUCAUGGAAAACAACUUUGUGGAUUUGACAGAAGACACUGAAGAACCUAAAAAGGCGGAUGUUGCUGAGUGUGGACCUGGUGGAAGUUGAGGCUGCCUGGUAUUUGAUUAUAUAUUAUGUACAUACUUUUUCAUUCUUAACUUAGAAAUGCUUUUCAGAAGAUAUUAAAUAUUUGUAAAUUGUGUUUUUAAUUAAA